AUGGCUAACCAAACAUCACAACCCCUCAACAGACAGCUGCGCAUCCCCUUCCCUAUGCCCCGCCUCGCCUCCACGGCCCUCAAAGCCCUCCAAGUCGACCCCGAACUCUCGCCCCUCGUCCAAAGACAUCUUUCCGUCGUCUCGUCCUCAAGCCCCAGCUCAGACGACCAUGCGGAGGUGCUGCAGGUAGAAUACCAGGCCACGACCAACCGAAUGUUGCGAGUCGCCGUCAACUCCUUCAUGGAGGGCCUCAAGCUGGUCUUGGAAGUCAUGGAGCAGUUGGACGUCGACGUAUUAGCUGCAGACAAGGCGAAUUCAAUAAAGUCUCCAUGA
Molecule: messenger RNA, 333 nt
Organism: Trichoderma breve
Lineage: Eukaryota; Fungi; Ascomycota; Sordariomycetes; Hypocreales; Hypocreaceae
Product: transcription factor pcc1 domain-containing protein
Exons: 1
Coding region: 1-333 (110 amino acids)
Cellular component (GO): EKC/KEOPS complex
Source: RefSeq, a predicted model, not a curated record